This is a messenger RNA of Balearica regulorum gibbericeps (East African grey crowned-crane), 1952 nucleotides long. The record is from RefSeq and is a predicted model, not a curated record. NCBI's taxonomy places the organism in Eukaryota, Metazoa, Chordata, Aves, Gruiformes, Gruidae.
AUGACGAAUCUGAGAGAAGGAAAACUGUAUGUCAUUCCAGUAAAUGAGUUUUGCAAACAUAUAUCCGUUAAUUUACCAGCUAUUAGAUCUCAUACUUCUGUCUCCCAGAUUGAAGAUUUUGAUGCACUUUUUUGCCUUAUGUAUGGAUGGAUUUACAUACUUGGGUAUUCAUACAAGGCUGAUCCAAAAGAGUUGAUUCAGAUGGUCACAAAGCAUGUUACUCAGUAUGGCUCUACAGACUGGCCUGAAGAAAUCGCAACUUUGAUAAAUCAGCUGCAUUACUACAAUGAACGACUACUGGAUUUCACUCAAGCUCAGAUUCUGCAAGGACUUGGCAAAGGAGUGGAUGUGCAGAGGUUUACAGCAGAUGCACAGUACAAGAGAGAAACAAUACUAGGAUUGGCAGAAACACUUGAAGAGAAUGUCUACAAGAUUGCUGUUUCUUUGGCUCAGCGAUACAGUGUCCCACUUUGGGAAGUUUAUAUGACCCAUCUGGAAUUUUUGUUCACCGACAGUGGGUUGUCAACAUUGGAAAUAGAAGAAAGAGCACAAAGUCUUGGUCUCUUUGAGACUUUGAAAACCAAUCCUGAAACCUUACAUGAACACAUGGUUAAAUAUGUUUACCCAAGUAUUGAAGGUAGAGAUCAUCAGCGGUUGCUUUAUUAUUUUACACUACUUGAAAGCUGCGGUUGCUCAGAAGUGGUGAAGCAUGCUGUUAAACCUGAAACUCACAUCCGACUCCUGAAAAAAUUCAAAGCAGUUGCACCAGGUCUUAAUUACAAAAAGCUAACAGAUGAAAAUGAAAACCCUCUGGAAACACUGGAGCCCGUCCUUACAAGUCAAAAUAUCUUAUCUAUUUCCAAACUGGCUCCCAAAAUUCCUAAAAAAGAUGGCGGCAUGCUGUCAUCAAGCUCUAUUUAUGCUGUCUGGUUACAAAAACUUUUUUGGAAUGGUGAUCACCAUCUCAUUAAAAAAAUACCAGAAACCAUGGAUGAAUGGCUACAUGCAUAUGAUAUGUGUUCAAAGUACUUGGAUAGACUUGAUCCAGAUGAUAUUGUCACUUUUAUCGAUGAAAUUACCUUUUCUUCAAAAGCUGUCACAAAGCUGCCAGUUGAAGCCAGGAUAGAAGUGACAAAGAAGGCUAUGAAGGCAGUAAAACAUCUUUCUGAGAAAUCAAGAAAAAAACCUUCUGAAAAUGGCAUGGAAGAUGCUAAAAAUCCAUCUGUUGCUUAUGAAGAAACUCUGAAUCACUUGCAGCAAUCUCUUGCUCAUCUGGAAACACUCACUCAUAGUUUUAUCACUUACUUGAAAACCAGCGAACAGGAUACACUACAGAAGUAUGGCUAUUUAUAUGAUUUGUCAAGGUCGGAGAAAGAAAAAAUCCAUGACCAAGCAGUAGCUAUGUGUAUAGAUGGACAACCCCUGGACAUGAUACAGCAGUUGUUACAAGUGGCUGUUGGAGAUCUCGGUCUUUCUCCCAAGGAUAUUGUCCAAUAUGCUAUUAAAAAAAUUGUAUGCACAUUAAGUGGAAAUGGUGGGUCAUCUACAUCAGUGAAAGAUCCACUUGGAAUCCUAGAAGGCAUUGUUUCUGCAGUGCAUGCAAGUGUUGAGAAAGGGGAGAAAGUAGUUUCUUCAGAUGACCUUCUGGAGUGGUUGAGACCUUUCUGUGGUGAUGACUCCUUAGCAGUGAAGCCUCGCAUCAGAGUAUUGCAAAUUCUGGAGCAAGCCUUCCAUCUCAGUGAUGAGGAUAGCAGACUACUUGUGUACUUCAGGACACAAGCUGUUCUCAGAGCUUGCUGGCCUGAAACAAAGGUAGAGAUAACAGAUAUUGAAACUGAGGAAAAAAGGUAUGAUCUCUUCCUGGGACUUCUGGAGUCUAGUCACCAUCCGUCUGAGUUUCAGCACUUGAUUUUACUCCUUCAAGCUUGGCCACCAAUGGCCAUGAGCAACAG